GCUCUUUGACGACGCCGGGUGCAGUGAAAUGGCGGCGGUUAGGGCGAAAGUGGUGCUGAAAGCGGUGAAAGAUAUCAGCGUGCAGUUUUGUCCUUUCCAGUCCAAUGUCCGAAGUGCCAGAGAGUUUCUUGCUGCAAUAGGAACAGAAAAGGCACGUCAAACAAACUCCAACUGUCGGAUCGUAGCUGAUGUAAGGCAUGAUGAGACAGAGCCUGUAAUAACUGUAACAUUCAAUGAUGGAGAAAACUUGAUAAUGAAGUCAGCAAACUUGACAAACAGAGAGAUGCUAUCAUUUUUCAAUGAGAGGUGUAUUGCCAAAGACCCCAAGGCAGAAGAGGCGGGACAAAAAAAAGCUAACUAAGUUACAUUAACAUCUGUGAUAAUGUUUUCACUGGAAAUUCAAGCCUGAUGAAGUGACAAAGACUUUGUAUUUGUUUAAUUUAAAGCUGCAGCUAAAGCAUUUACGUAAUAUACUGUCCAGUACAAUGAAGCUCCUUUCAGUUCAUCAUUCAAUGGAAUUCUGAGUCAUGAUUUUAGAAUUUAUGUCCUUCAAAGCUGUGUCCAAUAGGAUCUGGAUUAAGUAGGAAUUUGAAAAUUUGUAAUAACUCGGCAACUGCUAGCAGAACACCCUAUUGUGAAUAGUGACAUAUAUAAUCCUUAUUGUACAUAUUGACUACAAUAAAACAUUUUGUCUUGGUUAUGAUUACUCAAUUUCUUUAGUGAUCACUAUUUUCAUAUUUGACUUAUGGCAUUGUUUUAUAUAUAGAAAACAUAGAAAAUAGGUGCAGGAGUAGGCCAUUCGGCCCUUCGAGCCUGCACCGCCAUUUAUUAUGAUCAUGGCUGAUCAUCCAACUCAGAACCCCACUCCAGCCUUCCCUCCAUACCCCCUGAUCCCCGUAGCCACAAGGGCCAUAUCUAACUCCCUCUUAAAUAUAGCCAAUGAACUGGCCUCAACUGUUUCCUGUGGCAGAAAAUUCCACAGAUUCACCACUCUCUGUGUGAAGAAGUUUUUCCUAAUCUUGGUCCUAAAAGGCUUCCCCUUUAUCCUCAAACUGUGACCCCUCGUUCUGGACUUCUCCAACAUCGGGAACAAUCUUCCUGCAUCUAGCCUGUCCAAUCCUUCUAGGAUUUUAUACGUUUCAAUCAGAUCCCCCCUCGAUCUUCUAAAUUCCAACGAGUACAAGCCCAGUUCAUCCAGUCUUUCUUCAUAUGAAAGUCCUGCCAUCCCAGGAAUCAAUCUGGUGAACCUUCUUUGUACUCCCUCUAUGGCAAGGAUGUCUUUCCUCAGAUUAGGGGACCAAAACUGCACACAAUACUCCAGGUGUGGUCUCACCAAGGCCUUGUACAACUGCAGUAGUACCUCCCUGCUCCUGUACUCGAAUCCUCUCGCUAUAAAUGCCAGCAUACCAUUCGCCUUUUUCACCGCCUGCUGUACCUGCAUGCCCACUUUCAAUGACUGGUGUGUAAUGACACCCAGGUCUCGUUGCACCUCCCCUUUUCCUAAUCGGCCACCAUUCAGAUAAUAAUCUGUUUUCCUAUUUUUGCCACCAAAGUGGAUAACUUCACAUUUAUCCACAUUAAAUUGCAUCUGCCAUGAAUUUGCCCACUCACCCAACCUAUCCAAGUCACUCUGCAUCCUCUUAGCAUCCUUCUCACAGCUAACACUGCCACCCAGCUUCAUGUCAUCCGCAAACUUGGAGAUGCUGCAUUUAAUUCCCUCAUCCAAGUCAUUAAUAUAUAUAUAUGUAACAGAAAGUCUGAAAUAAGGCCAAGGAGAACAGAAAAGAUACCUACAGUGACAUAACCUGCUUUCGGAUUUGGAUUUUUAAAAAAAUGUGAAAUGUAUUAAUUUUAAGUAUUGUAAUUUUUUUAAACCUAAGACAUUCUUUCCAAUGAAUAAAAUUAGCAGUUUGCU
Messenger RNA from Mobula hypostoma (lesser devil ray), 1915 nucleotides. RefSeq names its product mitochondrial ribosomal protein L53 (gene mrpl53). Lineage: Eukaryota; Metazoa; Chordata; Chondrichthyes; Myliobatiformes; Myliobatidae. Gene Ontology annotation, cellular component: mitochondrial large ribosomal subunit. The transcript is spliced from 3 exons. Bases 29 to 361 code for a protein of 110 amino acids. The record is from RefSeq and is a predicted model, not a curated record.